AUGUCGAAAAGAGUGGGCCAUUUUCAACUGAAACAGCCGGUAAACGCAAAGAAACCGAAGCUCGACAUCGACAAUCCACCGCCACCACCGCUAGCAACCAGUUCAUCGAAUAAACGAUCCAGCACAGUUGCCAAAAAUGACCAAAAAAUUGACUCUCUUUGGGGCGAUGAGGACGACGAGUUUAUUGUGUUGGCCUCGCAGGCCGUCGAAGAGUUGGAGAUGUCUCAACAAGUGCUCAAUGGUUCGUCGGCUGCGGACAUUACGUUCGGAAAGUUUAGUAGCCAUGUAAAGACAAGCACGCAAACCGUUUCCAUGGGAAACGGUCUCGCGAUUGCUAAGCACCCACCGAGGGCCAAGGAUAAACUGGUCGCUGAGCUGUUUGCCGACGGUAUGGACGACAUUUUUUCGGAAAAGUUCGACGACAACUAUCAGACCAUUGGAAAUCAGAUCGACGACUAUUUCAACAACGAGUUCGAUGAUGAGUUCAAUUUAAAUGAAUUUCGUCAGGAGGACCAGAAACCGGCCGUAAGGGGACGGCUCGAACCGAGCGACAACGCGACGCCGUCAUGCUCUUCUAGCGUGUUCAAGGCUCCGUCGCUACCAUCGAAGCAAUGUACUACGAGCGCAACCAGUACCUCGGUUGAAACCACUUUGGGUGAAGCGGUCAACGGUAUGCCAAGUGUAGUUCCCACGAACCACGCCGUUGAGCGGGCGAAAGCCGAACAAGAGGCCAGAGAAAAGGCUGCUAAAAAGCAGGAACAUGCGAAGGACAUCCAGGUGAAGUUUCUGACCAAUAGGCUUGAGCAGAUCGAACGAAAGGCGGAAACACUGCAGAAGGACUACAAUGAAGCGGUGGAAAAGGCACAGGUAAAGGACGGCGAGGUGUCCGUGCUGCGGUACGAACUGAAAACGGUCAAGAGCACCAACGAGCAGCUGCGCAUGGAGAAGAUCCGUGAGAAGGAAACGAUAAAAAAAGAAUGGGUUGAAAAGCUGAGAGAUCUCGAGAAAGUGAUCAUGUCGCAAAAGGUCGAACUGGAGUCCAAGGAUAUGGAAGUGAUGAAUCUACGUACCAAGCGCCUGAACAAUACAGUGCGCAGUGUGGAACAACCACGCGGCAUGGAUCCACCGCCGGAGCCAGCACCGGUGGUGGUGGAAAGUUUCAUUCUCUCAGCACUCCUGCCACGGCUGAUGCUUCGCGAUGGGGAAGAACCGUCACCCGAUCGUCGUGUAACGGUUGAUCCACACGUAUUUGAAAUAUCAUCCGAAAGCGCCGAACAGCACGGUCGGUGGAGGAAGUUUUCUAAUUUUUCGCGAGUCGAUUCACUAAUGAUAGCACGGCUCAACGCUCUCCAAACCGUUCUGACGCAGCUCAUCACCCAACCUAAUGGCUCGAAAACCCACUUGAAGCUCCCGGCUGCCCGGCUUGCCACCGUCGUGCGAUCGUGUGAACAAGCGUUUCGCGACAUCACGCAAUACUGUAGCCGUUUGGCGCCUGCUUUGGCGAAAGAGAAAGAAGUUAAUACCAACGCCGGUGCCGUUGGUCGAAAAAUGGCGCCAAGCUGUAGCCGCAGCAAAAUGGACCACUGCUCGAUGAGUAUUUUCCAGCGCGACGAACUGUUCUCGGGCGAACAGGCGAAAGUUACGCGUCGUUUCCUUGCCCUCCUGGGCCUGCUGUGCAGAAUAUCGAGCGAGCUGGUAACCGAUACGUUGCUUAGAAACGGGCUUCUGGAGCAACUGGCAAGGGACGUUAAACUCAUUAGCAACUCUAGUGCCUUUCAGAUGCACCACGGAAUGGUAACGGGUGUGGCGGCGCUGCUAAAGGGCAUCAGCUUCCAGUUCCACCGAGCUGCCGGCGAUGGGCGCGAGCUGAUGGUUCUGUUCCGCUCGAUCAUCCUCUGCCAGACUGACGCACCGUCAUCUUUGGUGGAACUGUCGGAGUUUUUGCGCCGAAUGUCUGGCUAUGCGCGCAGCGCACUGCCGCUGGAGGAACUGUGUCGCAAACGAGCCCCUUCACAGAGCGAUUCGAGCAAAAGGUAUCGAUUGAAAACGGUCAGCUUUUCUGACGAGACGUGCACGCUGCAAAUGUACGCCUCGCUGUUGGAAUCGUCCGUUAAGCCAAGCGUUCCGUACGAGUCCUGGCAGCUGCAACCGUUACUAGCGAAUGUGGAAAAUACGAUAUGCUUUCUGCGGAAUGCUAUGCUGAAACCAGCGCGCUGGCUACAGGAUUUCGUGGAACGAUCCCAGGUGGGCCGGUUAUGCGAACUGUGUCACAUCCGGAUAGUUUCGGCGUUCAUAGUGCUACUGCAUCGGGUGUUGCUCUGUUGGCAUCAAAACACGCUGGUGGAGGAAUCAGACAUUGUUCGACUGCAAGGCAUAGCACAAAAGGGAACCCUUUUGCUGUUCGACGUGUUCCACACGGCAUAUCGCAGUAAACUGCUGCGGCUGGCUGGUCCCGCCAUUCAGUGCCGGCUUCGAAUCAUCUACAACUGGCUACAGAUGCAGCAGCAAGAGUUCGAAUUCCAACCCGUCCACUCCACCGCUCUCCGAACACUGGACUUGCGGCUUCUCAUAAACGAACCCCUCAAGGGGCACUCCGAUAAGGAAAUCGCCGAUUCGAGUGCGUCCAAGGAUCCCAUCCACGACGGUCGUAGCAGUGACAGUCUCGUGGAAGCAUUUCAUGUGGAUUUUUUUAGAAAUAAAUUUACCACUCCGGGAUGA
Messenger RNA from Anopheles cruzii, 2718 nucleotides. RefSeq lists its product as uncharacterized. The transcript has 5 exons. Bases 1 to 2718 code for a protein of 905 amino acids. NCBI's taxonomy places the organism in Eukaryota, Metazoa, Arthropoda, Insecta, Diptera, Culicidae. Gene Ontology annotation, biological process: DNA repair; DNA damage checkpoint signaling. The record is from RefSeq and is a predicted model, not a curated record.